Psilocybe cubensis is the source of this 3456-nucleotide messenger RNA. RefSeq lists its product as uncharacterized. The record is from RefSeq and is a predicted model, not a curated record. Lineage: Eukaryota; Fungi; Basidiomycota; Agaricomycetes; Agaricales; Agrocybaceae. The transcript has 2 exons. Bases 1 to 3456 code for a protein of 1151 amino acids.
AUGUCUGAUUCGGUUCAAGAUGUUGGAAGAACAUUGACUGGAGGUAUUCAAGACGUUGCAGGACUGUUACCUCUCCUCGGAACUGAGCAAUGCGAGCACCACGUCGGAUCAGCCCUUGCGGGAGGGUAUCUCUACGCGGCAGGAGCACCAUUAUCGAUCUUUGGGAGUCUUGGCAUCGUCAAAGCCGGAAUAUCUACCCUUGUAUCCAGUAUAUCCAUCCCAAAAUUUUCGAUCUCUUUGCCCAUGUUGCGUGUCAAGUUCUCGCCAGAGCUAUGGUUAGGGUCUAGGAUGCUUAAUAAUGCCGGUUUUAAACCCGUGGGCGAUGUCGCAAAUCUCAUUGCAAUGGACGGAGGACGCUACCAGGCGGAGACACGGAUCAUCGAUAUACUCCAAGAAAAGCAGCUCAAAAACGCGGAAAAGCUGAUGGUCGCCUGGAAAUCACAAAUUUGGAACAUUUGGCUUCUUUUGUUUUCUUUUUGUGCUGCCAUUUUAGGGGUUACACCGUACAUUGCUCUAAUCGUGCGAGAUAGUCAACCAUCGCUAAUACGCACGCCAUGGAUCUUCCCGUUACUGCGGACAAUUGGCAGCUCUGUGGCGGCUGUUUGUUGCCAGUUUCUUAUGCAAGCUCGUGUCAUAUCUCUUAUGAAGAAUCGUAUCAUUUUCAUCGCAAUGCACCGCGUUCUCGUUAAUGAACUCAAGAUGAACCACAGUUAUGCCGAACAGAUCCUUGCCAAAGAUGAAAACCUGAUGUGGGAUCUGACCCUUCCUGCCGAGCAAAGUCUAUGGAGGCUUGAGCUGUUCCUCAAUAAUCCAUUGAAUUGCCCUUCAGAGUCAUCGGAUGAAGGCAAACGAACAAAUCUAGACGAAUCAUGCCCAGACCCAGUAGAACCGAAGUUGAAAUGUCCCGAAGAAACAGCAAGCUGUAGUUUAGGACUAGAAGAGCCGCCUAAAUCAGAGAAUCCAAACGAUGGCUUAUACUGCGACUCGACAUUAUUUCCGCAGGAUAUGUACUAUGAGCCAAAAGGUCAACCGCACCCGGACGGUCUCGCGUUUGUGUCAAGUCCAAUUAACGAGAUUCCAGACCAAUCAGCAAACAUUCCCAUGGAACCGUCAAAGCAUGUGUCCAUCGGAAUGCAGUCUCCUUCUUUUUCCAACCUGGGACAUUUGAAAGAACAUUUAACAGCGUUACGCAACAAACACUUUCCUACUGCCGCUUUGGAUCGUAUAUUUUUUCUGAUCUCUUGGAUCGUCCUAUGUAUAUCCCUGCCGGCUACGGUGGUAGGGUAUGUCGGCUGCUUCACGCUUGUCAGCAAUAGUCAAGAUAACGGCCCGCUUAUAUGGCUUGGACUGGAGGCUGCGCUAUCUGUUAUCCGAAUUCUUGUUUGGGCAUGGAAUCCAACCUGGGACGAAGACACGGGCGUCAUGGUAAACCUGGACCUGACUGAGGGACACCCGAUGGUCACUACUGAAAACAGCGUCGAGGUUAUAGAGUCUCAGGGGAUCAAAAAAACCUUGCCAUUGAUGCCUGAACGACAGUUUUUGGAAUGGAUUUUACCUUACACUGGACCUGUUGAGAGAUUCAACAGUCUGGCUAAUCUUUCCUUGUACUUUACACUCACUGCGGCCUCUCGACCCAUUCAACAGCAGCGGCUGUAUAUGACUGCGUUUGACUCUAACAAAAGGAUUGCCAUCACGCUACUUGCGAAAGAUGGUGUGAUCAACUACAUCGAUGUUACUGUAGCUUACAGUGAUAUCGCCAACGAAAUGGAGGCUACUACCGAUGCCAAUGCGGAACACUAUAAAAGUCAUGCAUGGCGAUCCAACGACCCCUUACUUUUUGAUAUGCUUGAAGAAUAUUACAAGUCCUUGGUACAUGCUCUCAACCAGACCGGCACCAACCAGACAGCGACUCUUCUAUGGAACUGGACACUUCUCCCAGGUGGCGUUGAAUUAGCGAAGGGAAGCUCGAAUCAGAUUAUGUAUCCUCUGAGUGAGCGCGACCAGCUGUAUCUCGACCGAGGGUACGAGCAUUCUCUCAAAUCUGAGCUGAUCGACAAUUUGGGCCACUCGAUUGUUAAGAAUAUGAAGCAACUGCAUAUGGAAGCCUGGGAUUAUUUCCCUCACCAUCAGUGGAAAUUGGACAGCGAAAAAAUUACGUGGGAGGGUACGGAGUGGGAUUUGCAGAGGGCAUGGGAGUGUUUGAAACGCGAAUUGGCUGUGCUUAAAGCAUCAGUCAAGUUAGAGGAGGUCCUCAGGGGCAAGAUGGUCGCUUUUUGUGCCCAGCAGGAGCAAGAACAUUUGAGGGAGUGGGCUUUGACACAGUUUACGAUAGGGCGCCGGAAGCGGUUGGAGAGAGAGAGAGACCAGGCGCGCGAGAGGAUGAACAGAGAGAUGAACAGCGCUGAGGGACUUGCUGAAGAAUAUGGACGGCCGUGGAAUCAACAGGGAAUUUUCAAUCCUCAAGGAGCUUGGAGUCAUGGUAUGAUACUAAUGGAGGGGGAGUGGCGAGACGCUCUCCAGGAAGACGGACAAAAACCAUCGGGAAUCGCUGACCUAAAAGCCUAUCUGGAAAGGGCGUCUGAUGGAUGGCCCUUUCUUUUCUCGGAUAGUCAUCAAACACGGUUUCGUUUUGUUAAGGAGGUCAGGCAGCGAUUGAAGCAGCUCAAUUGUGAUUCCCACCGCAACAAUGAACGACUUGUCAUUGAUGAAAAAAUCGAACGAAUCAGGCAUACUGUCUACUCUUCAGACCUUCAAAACGUCUACCAAUACCCCAUCGCCUAUAACUCCACGUGCGGUAGGUUUGCGGAUCUCCAUGGUACAACGUCUCUGGAGCUUGCGAAGCUGUAUGCGUCUACUGUGUACGGUGUACAAGGUUGCAAUAACGAAAUCAUUCUUGAAGUCAUCAAAAAUAAAACCGCUCGCUCUGUGACAGGUGUUCCACUAGAACUGGUCGAUUCAAUACCCGAAAAUGAGCAUCUUCUUUAUAUCAGUGGCCCUGAUGGAUGCAAAAUCGAACAGCCGGCGUUUAUUCAACGCAAUCGCGAUCGAUGGUGGGAUCUCCAAACAGGCAAUUCUUUUAUGUUUUUCCAUACCCCUGAAGGCCCAUGGCAAGCUUCCCUUCGUGAUUUUACAAUCUCUGAAACGUUGGCGCAGAUAUUUGUAUAUAUCACAACCGCGUCCAGCAUCAAGAUUCGCUUGUUGCAUUGUGGGGAACUUCUUGCAAACGCCUCCGAAGUUUAUGUGCGGCAUAAUGGCGAAAAGCUUAUUUCUAUACCCCUGGACGACCUUACAGAAGAAUUAGUAUCGGAGAGCUUUGAAUUGGGACGGUUCGAACCAGGAAGGUAUCAGAUGGAAUUGGUGGCUAAAUCUCAUGGAAGCUAUGUCCUUCAGAACCUUUUCAUCGACUUUAUUGAUGAGGAAGUGCCUGUCCUGGACGAGUCGGGAUCUGUAUCAUAG